UUCUACCCAGGAAUAAAAAAAUGUAAAAAACCAUUGGCUUCCUGCCAUAUUCGCUCCAGUGCGCUGACCAUCUUGGUGGUAAUAUUUCCUCUGAGGCUUAAAAUUCAAUUCAUAUAAAGUCCCCUGCUUUAUGAGACUGGUCGGAUCUUCUAGCAAGAAGCGAGAGGUGGUGAAGGUGCUGCUGCUGUUCUUCGAUCAUAUCAUGUAGAUACCUCAAGAGUAAUCAAGACUGGAUUAGGCAAUGAAAAGAAGACCAACAGUUUGUGCAGACGAAAGGCAGUGAAGACUUCUCAGUGACGAGGAGGUAAAUCUGGGAACUGGGUUUCCCUCUUGUGUGUAAUCGGUGAUGCAGAAGCAGGGGCUCUGCUACUGCUAGAUUAACACAAAAGUUAUUUGUAUUUAUAUAUCGUAAGCAUUGGCGGCUCUGUGGAGGUCUUGAGUAGUUGCCCUUUGACGAUUGGACACAGCGAACCCACUGCAGCCAUGUCUUCCGAUGCGUGUUCUGCUACUUGGAUACGUGUAGCUUUCUUUGUUUCUUCUUUGGGGUCCUUUGCAGUAAUGCAGCAAAUUACGAAUGAUAAUUAUGGUUCUUCUCUGCUGGAAUCUCAGAGAAUGGAAAAUCUGGAAACUAUUUUGUCGCACAAGCCAGGUCCAUUCCCUUACUCCUGUAACCAGAAUAAUACUUCAUGCUCAGUAAAAAUUAGUGAAGAUGCUAAGCUUCUUAGAGAUUCAUUGAAAUUCUUUGAUGCCAACUUCUUCAAUGAUACAAAGGCAGAGGAGAUGGCUAAGGGUGCAAUAGAGUUAAAUAUCCCCAUUUUCAGAGCCAACCGGAAGUUGGUUGCUUCUCACAAUGGCGGGUUGCAUGAUCCAUCUGUCUUAGUUUUCAAUCCUGAAUGGGGUAGUAAAGAAACACCUGGCCAACGCAAACCAUUCAGUUAUCCUUCCCUCUCUGGCGUUAAAAGACCUGAUGAUGAUGAAGAUAUAACUUUCAUGAGUGUUCUUGAGCUGGGACAACUUGUUAAGACUAAGCAAAUAACAUCACAGGAACUGACUAGGAUCUUCCUACAGAGAUUAAAGAGGUAUGGGCCUGUUCUUGAAUCUGUGGUUUCUUAUACAGAAGAUUUGGCAUACAAACAGGCAAAAGAGGCUGAUGAUUUACUUGACCAGGGAAAAUAUUUAGGUCCUCUCCAUGGGAUUCCAUAUGGGUUGAAAGACAUAAUUUCAGUGCCUGGAUAUAGGACCACAUGGGGUUCAACAACUUUUGAGAAUCAAAAACUCAACAUGAAAGCAUGGGUCUAUAAAAGACUAAGAUCUGCAGGGGCAGUUCUAGUUGCAAAGCUUGUUACUGGGUCACUUGCAUAUGAUGACAUAUGGUUCGGGGGAAGGACACGAAACCCGUGGAAUAUUGAAGAAUUCUCGACUGGUUCAUCAGCUGGGCCUGCUUCCAGUACCUCAGCAGGACUUGUUCCUUUUGCAAUUGGUUCAGAAACAGCUGGCUCUAUUACGUACCCUGCUGCACGUUGUGGUGUUACAGCACUACGCCCAACUUUUGGUACUGUUGGUCGAUCUGGUGUUAUGAGCAUCUCAGAAAGCUUGGAUAAGCUUGGUCCCUUCUGUAGAAGUGCCAGGGAUUGUGCAGUUAUUCUGGAUGCCAUUCGAGGCAAAGAUCUAGACGAUCUCUCCUCUAGAGACAUUUCUCUUGGGGACCCCUUUUCUGUUGACAUCACCAAGCUCACUGUGGGCUAUUUGGAAGAUGUGGAGAUGGAGGUUGUCAAUGUUCUUGCCUCAAAGGGUGUUAAUGUGGUUCCUUUUAAGCUGAAUUACACAGUUGAAUCUGUUCAAGGCAUCCUGAAUAUCACAAUGGAUGUUGAUAUGUUAGCACAUUUUGAUGAGUGGCAGAGAUCUGGACAGGAUGAUGUUUAUGAAGCUCAAGACCAGUGGCCAGUAGAACUACGUCGUGCUCGCAUGAUACCAGCAGUAGACUACCUGCAGGCACAAAGAGCACGAGGAAAACUGAUUCAGGAAAUUCAUGAGAGCUUCACCGUUGAUGCAUUCAUUGGUAAUGCAACUGAUUGGGAGAGAGUUUGCAUGGGAAAUCUUGUGGGUAUGCCCGUCAUUGUUGUACCGACAGGAUUAAAGAGCAUUGAGAACCCACCUCCAGGUGGUACUCGACGUAGAACCACUAUCACCACUGGGAUAUAUGCUCCCCCUUCUCAGGACCACAUUGCUCUAGCAUUGGGCAUGGCUUACCAAUCUGUCACUGAUCACCACAAAAAGCGCCCACCAAUUGAUGAUCUUGGGCCAAAUGAUUUGAUUCCAGAUCCUCCUAGAGUUAUCCACCCUCAUGUCUGGGGUCAUGAUUAAGAGAUUCAUAUCAACCACUUUCAUCAUGUACUACAAUGGCAGCAGGUUCUUUAUGUCUUUCAAGACAUCCAUAUGUUGCAUCGCUUUUUUGCCCCCCCCCCCUUCUUUCUGUUUAGCUAUUUGUUUUCAAGAAUAAACUGCUCAGCUUUCUAUACUACUGGGUUAGAACUAAAAUUGUAUUGGAAGAUCUGACACCAUUAAACUCUCUUAUUUGUUGCAUUUGAUGGAUCUUUCAAUAUGGUUUCAGUUAUAACCAAGAUUAUUUUUUGGAGUGCAAAA
Molecule: messenger RNA, 2643 nt
Organism: Macadamia integrifolia
Lineage: Eukaryota; Viridiplantae; Streptophyta; Magnoliopsida; Proteales; Proteaceae
Product: glutamyl-tRNA(Gln) amidotransferase subunit A
Exons: 14
Coding region: 484-2364 (626 amino acids)
Molecular function (GO): catalytic activity
Source: RefSeq, a predicted model, not a curated record